AUGGACACAGCUCUCAAUUUGCUGAAAGAUGUUGAGGUGGAUGCAAUAGUUGGUCCUCAAAAAUCUGCACAAGCCAAUUUUGUGAUGGAUCUCGGAGACAAAGCCCAUGUACCCAUCAUUUCUUUCCCUGCAACAAACCCUUCCCUUCUUCCUCCAACUCCUUAUUUUGUUCAAACAGCUCAAAGUGACGACACUCAAGUUGGGGCCAUUGUUGACAUAAUUAAGACCUUCCAAUGGAGAAGUGUAAUCAUUAUACACGAAGACACAGACUAUGGGAAUGGAAUUGUUCCAUAUUUGGUUAAUCACUUUGAAGAUUUUGAUGUUCGAGUUCGAUACCGAUGCAUUGUUCCCCUCUUAGCAACUGAGGAUUUUGUGCUUAAAGAGCUGUACAAGAUGAUGAUGACUAUGGAGACGAGGGUGUUUGUGGUGCACAUUUCACAUUCUCUUGGUGCCCUUAUGUUUCUGAAAGCAAAGGAGAUUGGAAUGAUGAGUGAGGGCUAUGCAUGGAUUGUCACUAGUGGCUUUAUGGAUUUACUAUAUUCCAUGGACUUUCAUGUCUUGGAAGCCAUGCAAGUUGUGUUGGGGGUGAAGCCCAGAGUCCCAAAAUCAAAAAAACUUGACUCUUUUGUCGUUAGAUGGAAAAGGACAUUCCUUCAUAACAAUCCCAGCAUCAAACAAGCUGAGAUAAGCACGUUUGGUCUAUGGGCAUAUGACACUCUCUGGGCACUGGCCAUGGCUGCACAGAGAGUUGGAUUAAGGGAACCUAACACUUUUGUGAAUGAAAGUACUAACAAUUCAACAAACUUGUUUAGUUUUGGAACAUCCCAAACGGGUCCUGAACUUCCCAAAGCAAUGAUGGAGACAAGAUUUGAUGAUGGACUUGCUGCCCAAGGGAUUGGAAAUCCCAGUAAUUGGGAGGAAGCUGAGGAUUGGGGUGCUAGUGAAAAAGGUUUUACUGAGUUCGUGGUAGUUGAAAGGAACAAUCAAAUUGAUGCCACCAAAGUUACCGGAUACUGUAUAGAUGUUUUCGAUACUGUGAUUCAAGCAUUACCAUAUGCUGUGCCGUAUGAGUAUGUUCCCUUCGCAAAGCCUGAUGGUUCUAGUAAUGGGAGUUAUAAUGAUCUAGUUCAUCAAGUGUUUAUACAGAAUUUUGAUGCUACGGUGGGAGAUAUAACAAUCGCAGCUAACCGAUCAUCAUAUGUGGACUUCACAUUGCCAUACGCAGAAGGAGGAAUCUCCAUGGUAGUGCGAAUUACUUAUGAGGACAUGGAUGACAAAUGGACCUUCUUCAAGCCCCUAAAGAGGGAUCUAUGGCUGGCAAGCAUAGCUUUCUUUAUUCUCACUGGAUUUUCUGUUUGGGUUCUCGAACACAGAAUAAAUACUGCAUUCAAAGGAGAAAGACUAGUGAGCAAUCUUACCCGAUUGGUUGUGGUGGUGUGGGUGUUUGUGAUGCUCACAUUUAGCUCCAGCUACAUUGCAAGCUUAUCAUCGAGAUUAACUGCACAGAGGCUUCGACCAGCCAUCAAAGACGUGAAGGAGCUUAUUGAAAAUGGACACAACGUCGGGUGUCAAGAAGGUUCAUUCAUUGUUGAUCGGUUGAAAGGGAUAGGAUUUGAAUAA
This is a messenger RNA of Ilex paraguariensis (yerba mate), 1620 nucleotides long. Lineage: Eukaryota; Viridiplantae; Streptophyta; Magnoliopsida; Aquifoliales; Aquifoliaceae. The record is from the annotation of a GenBank genome assembly.